AUGUCAGCAACGCUUGCGCCGCAUCAGACGGUCCGACAACGCAAGCGGGUACUGCGCAAGGCCAUGGCUGCGAAGCUCUCUGAAAUUUCAGCUCAGGAUAUUGCUGCACAAUCGUCCGAAGUCUCGUCACUCAUUCUCAAUUCGGAUUACUGGGCGCAGGCGCAGACGGUGAGCAUCUACGUCAAUAUGAAAUCCGGUGAAAUAAUCACGGAUCAACUAUGCACCGACGCUUUAAAACAAGGCAAAAAGCUCUACGUCCCCCUCUUUGCAUCACCAGCAUCAACCUCAGAGCAAGGAAAGGAGACCGCGGACGCAGGAGCUGCUGUUUUUGCUCGCUCGAAAGAGUCCGCUGGCUUGUUGGGGCAAGCAAAGCUGACGCCACACUCUGCGCCAACGCCACCAACCACAUCUGCGUCUACAAACGGCCAAGCACCUCCUGUCGCCUUUCCUGGUCCCCUGCAGGCGUCUAAAACACCGCCCACGACAGGUCAGGUGUUCGCGUCGGACAUGCGCAUGUUGCGCAUUCGUUCUCAGCAGGAUUUUGAGGACAUGAAGACGAACAGGUGGGGGAUACGCGAGCCGCUUGAUUAUUACGCGGUCGAGGGUGAUGUGAGCGAGGUCGAGCCGCAACGGAGGGAAGAUGCUCUCGAGCAAAGCACAGGCGGCAACGGACUGGACCUGAUUCUCGCACCGGGCGUCGCAUUUGAUGCAGAAUGCGGCCGACUCGGACACGGCAAAGGCUACUACGAUCGCUACAUUUCUCGAACGACCGCGUUCAAUGCCCGUAAUGGUAGAAGGCCGCCAGCCGUUGUUGCACUGGCGCUACAAGAGCAAAUACUGCCAGAACGGGAGCGCGUCCCUGCGGAUGAGGAUGACGUCCCUAUCACAGCUGUAGCCACUCCCAGCGGUUGGAUCAAGCGCUCGCCAUGA
Molecule: messenger RNA, 930 nt
Organism: Tilletiaria anomala UBC 951
Lineage: Eukaryota; Fungi; Basidiomycota; Exobasidiomycetes; Georgefischeriales; Tilletiariaceae
Product: 5-formyltetrahydrofolate cyclo-ligase
Exons: 4
Coding region: 1-930 (309 amino acids)
Biological process (GO): tetrahydrofolate interconversion; folic acid-containing compound biosynthetic process
Cellular component (GO): mitochondrion
Molecular function (GO): 5-formyltetrahydrofolate cyclo-ligase activity
Source: RefSeq, a predicted model, not a curated record